AUGCCGUGGAGAGCGCGUAGUUCGUUCUGUGAGCUUUAACUUGACAACUUGAAUGGCUCUUCUCGUGUAAAUGGGAGUGGUAAAUUUUCUUUCUUUUAUCACAUAUAGAGCCAGAAAAUCGGUACAGCGUAUGCGUAUUAUUAUAUAUUGUGUAUUUAACUGGGACUUGGAUUUCUAAUGGAUAAUGAGAGCAAUAUAUUUUCAGAACCAAUGAUAGCUCUGAACAGCCAAUAUGAUCUCUGACGAAGGAUCGCGUGCGGGCACUCAUGACUAGUUUGUCAUCUGAAGUGAUGGACGUGCGCUUUCUUAACAAGAUGCACGACACCUCUACAACUUUGCCGACGCUAAGUUUCAUGGAUAACGAGACCAGAUGCGGAGAGCCGACUUUGAGUUACGGACAUGUUGAGAAAGUGCUAAUCGGAGGGGUUCUGACAUUGCUUACCUUUUUAACAGUUUGCGGGAAUGUGUUGGUGGUCAUAUCAGUGUGUUUUGUGAAAAAACUGAAGCAACCUUCUAAUUACUUAAUCGUUUCUCUGGCCGUUGCAGACCUGUCGGUUGCGGUGGUAGUAAUGCCGUUUGUCAGCAUCACUGAUCUCAUAGGAGGACAGUGGAUCUUUGGUCGUGUUUUCUGUAAUGUUUUUAUCGCCAUGGACGUGAUGUGCUGCACCGCUUCAAUAAUGACAUUAUGUGUCAUAAGCAUAGACAGGUACCUGGGCAUCACUAAGCCAUUGACGUAUCCCGUCAGACAGAGUGGAAAGUGCAUGGCCAAAAUAGUGCUGUUUGUAUGGCUUCUCUCUGCCUCCAUCACCCUACCCCCACUGUUUGGAUGGGCUCAGAAUGUCAACGAUGACAAUGUGUGUCUGAUCAGCCAGGACCUGGGUUAUACUAUCUACUCCACCGCUGUGGCCUUCUACAUUCCCAUGUCUGUGAUGCUCAUUAUGUACUACCGGAUAUACAGAGUUGCAAAGGUGAGUGCUGCCAAACACACAAUCGCUGGUUUUCCCAAACCCGAAGAUGAGGAAAGCGUGAACUGCGUGACUGUGGUCCUAAAGCUGCAAAGGGAGGUGGAGGAGUGUGUAAGCUUUUCAGGCUUUCUCAAAAAUGACCGUAAAAACAUCUCCAUCUUCAAAAGAGAGCAGAAGGCAGCGGCCACCCUCGGGAUUGUUGUGGGGGCUUUCGCCAUAUGCUGGCUGCCCUUCUUCCUGCUUUCUACGGCGCGGCCGUUCAUCUGUGGAGUGCAGUGUAGCUGCGUGCCUUUGUGGGUGGAGAGGACACUGCUUUGGCUGGGCUAUGCCAACUCGCUCAUCAACCCUUUCAUUUAUGCAUUCUUCAACAGAGACCUCAGGACCACCUACCAUAACCUCAUCCGCUGCCGCUAUCGCAACAUCAACCGCAAGCUAUCGGCAGCCAGCAUGCAUGAGGCUUUGAAACUAGCUGAGAGACCUGACCUGGUGCUGUAGACUGUCUGUACCCUUCAUGUCUCUCUAGGGACUGAUGCAGUCACAAGGAGGCUGAUAGACGUUUUUGAUGUAUUCCUUAUUGCUCUCGCAGAGGAGCUUUUCAGUCACUUCAAUUAAGUCAAAUUGCAAUAGCUUCAAUUACGUGAAAUUGGAACAGUUGUAAAGCUUCUUGAAAUGUUUAUAAAAUGCUUAAUAAAUUAGAUCUUAUUGCUGUAAAAUGUGUUUGAUGAAGGAGCAAAAUAGUAAUCAAAAUCAAAGUGCGGUGAAUACACAGUAUCGUGUUCGUAUUUCAUACGGUAUUCUUUGUUGUUUAUUUCUGUGCUUAUAUUAUGUGUGACCCUGCACCAAAAAAAUCAAUCAUAAAGGGUCAAUUAGGUUUAUGCACCAUCUGAAAGCUGAGCUGAAUCCACGGAUGUUUACUAGGACAGUACAAUAUUUGGCUGAGAUACAAUUAUUUGAAAAUCAAAAAUCUGAUGGUGCAAAAAAAAAAA
Messenger RNA from Carassius gibelio (silver crucian carp), 1951 nucleotides. Its product is annotated as 5-hydroxytryptamine receptor 7. Gene Ontology annotation, biological process: chemical synaptic transmission; smooth muscle contraction; G protein-coupled receptor signaling pathway, coupled to cyclic nucleotide second messenger. The record is from RefSeq and is a predicted model, not a curated record. Gene Ontology annotation, cellular component: plasma membrane; dendrite. The transcript has 2 exons. Gene Ontology annotation, molecular function: neurotransmitter receptor activity; G protein-coupled serotonin receptor activity. Lineage: Eukaryota; Metazoa; Chordata; Actinopteri; Cypriniformes; Cyprinidae. Bases 267 to 1460 code for a protein of 397 amino acids.